AUGAAAGACUUCACUGAAAUCACACUUUGCCCCGAGGCUCUGGACCACAGCAAGGGUGAGGAGUCCCGGGCAGUGCCAAACACCAAACACCCACCAGAGGAGGAUGGGACCAGCCCUGCAUCACCUCGGGACAGCCUUGGCCGGCAGCUCUGGGGCCAGGCAGGCUGGCGGUACCGCGCCGACUGCAAGUUCACCUGGCUCUGCGUGGCUCUGAUGAGUGCCAUCCUCCUCUUCCUCAUCGCCCUCCUGUUGGGCAUCAUCAUCCACCAGCUGACAUCCCCGCAGCCACCCAGCGCCCCAGCUGCAGCCCUGCCUGCCCACAGCACCAGCUCCACCACUGUAGCACCGACCCAAAGGGCUCCCCCGGCUCCCAAAACAGCUGCCACCCCAACCCAGAGCUGGCUGCCCACAGCUGGCACGUCAGCACCGCCAGCGCCAGCCUGUGGUGGGACCCUGCGGGGUCCCGAGGGCUCCUUCAGCUCUCCCAACUACCCCGGCCCCUACCCACCUGACACACUCUGCAUCUGGCGCAUCGAGGUGGGCCCUGGCCUUGCCAUCCAGCUGAAGAUGGAGACCUUCAGCGUGGAGGGCACUGCCUCCUGCCUCUUCGACCGUGUGGAGCUCUAUGAGGAGCAGGGGGCCAGAGGCAGCAUCUCUCGGUUUUGCGGCAACGUGGUCCCCCCGACCUUCAACACCAACUCCAAUCACCUGCGUGUCAUCUUCGUCUCCGACAGCAGCGUGGGCGCCCCAGGCUUCAGCGCCCGCUACCGCGCUGUGCCUCCCAGUGAGAAGAGCUGUGCCUGGGACGAGCACUUGUGUGAUCAGGGGCUCUGCCUCCACCUGGGCUUCGUCUGUGACGGCUUCCACGACUGUGUGGACAAGAGUGAUGAGGCCAACUGCAGUCUGAAACACAAAGAGUGUGGGGGGCCACUGACCGCCUUGGAGGGGCACUUCUCCACCCCAAGCCAUCCUCAACCAUACCCGCACCAGCAGCUGUGCCUCUGGCAGAUCUCAGUGCCCGUGGGCCACGUCAUCGACCUGCACUUCCACAACUUCAGCCUGGAGUCACAUGAGGACUGCAGCUUUGACUUCGUGGAGGUGCACGACAGCGCAGGCACAGGGGCCGCCAGCCUCAUGGGCAGGUUCUGUGGCCACCAGCUGCCACCGACUCUGACCUCCUCACGCCAUGUCAUGACCAUCCUCUUCGUGGCGGACGAGGGAGUAGCUGACGAUGGGUUCUUCGCCACCUACCAAGCCCGCAAUGCCACAGAGAAGACCUGCAGCCCUGCAGAGUUCUCCUGUGGAAACGGUGAGUGCCGGGCGCUGGAGUCUGUGUGUGAUGGCUGGCACGACUGCCCUGAUGGCACGGACGAGCUGAACUGCACUGGGGUCUCCUACCCAGCCUUCGGGUCUGUCUGUGAGCCUGUGGAAGUGGAGAUGUGCCUGGGGCUGGGCUACAAUGCCACCUCCUUCCCCAACAUCUGGCUGGCCAUCCCGGACCAGGAGGGAGCCGCCGAGGUGCUGCAGGACUACCAGACGCUGAUGGAGCUCGCCUGCUACCAGCACCUUCGCCUCCUCAUCUGCAGCCUUUUCGUGCCCAAGUGCACCCCAGAUGGUGGUGUCCUUCAGCCCUGCCGAGCCGUGUGCCUGGCUGCCGAGCUGCGGUGCCAGCAGUCUCUCGGCCUCCUCGGCAUCCUCUGGCCCAUCAACUGCAACAUCCUGCCCGACUCCAAUGACCCCGUAGAGUGCUUCCAGCCCUGA
Molecule: messenger RNA, 1761 nt
Organism: Charadrius vociferus (killdeer)
Lineage: Eukaryota; Metazoa; Chordata; Aves; Charadriiformes; Charadriidae
Gene: MFRP
Product: membrane frizzled-related protein
Exons: 14
Coding region: 1-1761 (586 amino acids)
Molecular function (GO): protein binding
Source: RefSeq, a predicted model, not a curated record